AUGAAAUCCACAAAUGAAACCAAAGUAUCAGAAUUUGUGUUUGUCGGGCUGUCGGAUGAACCUGAGGUCCAGAUCUUCCUGUUCCUGCUGUUCCUCUUCAUCUACCUGGCCACCUUGUCUGGGAAUCUAUUGAUUGUCUUCUUGACCUUCAUGGACCAUAGCCUCCACACCCCCAUGUACUUGUUCCUGAGUAAUCUGGCUGGAUUGGAUGUCUUAUAUUCUUCAGUCACGUCCCCUAGAAUGCUCUCAGAUUUCUUCUCUGAAUCCAAAAUCAUUUCUGUCCCAUCCUGCAUCACCCAGUUCUUUUUCUUCUUUUCCUUCAUAUGUAUUGAGCUCUACUUGUUGGCGGUGAUGUCCUACGAUAGGUAUAUAGCCAUCUGCUAUCCGCUGCAUUAUAUCCAGAUAAUCCACCCCAAGGUCUGUGUUCUGAUGGUCGCGGCUGCGUGGACUAUUGGGUUCCUCACAUCACUAAUACACACAUUGUGCAUCAAGAUACUGAACUUCUGUGGACCCAACGUCAUCAAUAGCUUCUUCUGUGACCUCCCCCAGUUAUUUCUGCUCUCAUGUACAGAUACUUUCAUCAAUGUGUUAGUGAUGUUCCUGGUGGGUAUAAUAAUGGGGUCUGGCGCCUUCAGUAUGACCUUGGUCCCAUACAUUCGGAUCAUUCGCACAAUAAUGGGAAUUAAUUCCCGAAAUGGAAAGCUUAAAGCUUUCUCCACAUGUACGUCCCAUCUGACUGUGGUCUUCAUCUUCUAUGGGACUCUUAUAUCUACUUAUCUUCGCCCAAGUCCGACCUCCAAUUCCUCCAAAGACCGGAUGAUAUCUGUCAUGUACACGGUGGUGACGCCAUUGAUUAAUCCUUUGAUUUACAGUCUCAGGAGCAAAGACCUGAAGGCUUCACUGAGAAGAGCGCUCCAUAGUGGUGGCAGGAAGUAA
Molecule: messenger RNA, 936 nt
Organism: Hyla sarda
Lineage: Eukaryota; Metazoa; Chordata; Amphibia; Anura; Hylidae
Product: olfactory receptor 1G1-like
Exons: 1
Coding region: 1-936 (311 amino acids)
Biological process (GO): G protein-coupled receptor signaling pathway
Cellular component (GO): membrane
Molecular function (GO): olfactory receptor activity; G protein-coupled receptor activity
Source: RefSeq, a predicted model, not a curated record